Phycomyces blakesleeanus NRRL 1555(-) is the source of this 354-nucleotide messenger RNA. RefSeq lists its product as hypothetical. Bases 1 to 354 code for a protein of 117 amino acids. The record is from RefSeq and is a predicted model, not a curated record. The transcript is spliced from 2 exons. NCBI's taxonomy places the organism in Eukaryota, Fungi, Mucoromycota, Mucoromycetes, Mucorales, Phycomycetaceae.
AUGGCAGUUAUGUUACCAAAGUGGUAUCCGCAGACAAAUUGGCAUAUUCUUACAAGCUUGAAUAUUGAAGGUCAAAUUCCCAAAUCCUUUGACCAAGUGACUGGACAUUGCGAGGGUAGCACUGUUAUUCAGAGUCUUGUAUAUUCUGCCAGUUAUCAUAAAAAGCAACCCGAUGUCCAAAUGCUGAUAAAAAGACUUUUAUUAAAUAAUAGUAGAAAAUAUAUGAGGAAUGCAAACAUAGAUGCAAAAAAUGGGCAUGUGAAUGGCUUAAUUAGAAUCUUGAAGAGGAUUGAUUAUGGCCAGAAACUUGUAUCCAAGAGUGCUAAUUUUGAGACAUACAAUCUUCCUUUUUAA